AUGAGCCAGCCCGAAGGAAGACCCAUCGUCAUCAUCGGCGCAGGCAUCAUCGGCCUCACCACCGCCGUUUGUCUCCUCGAGUCGCAGUCAUACCAGCGACAACCACGCCCAAUUCAUAUCCUCGCAGACCAUCUCCCGAAUGACCCUAUCGAUGCCAAGUAUGCUUCGACCAUUGCUGGGGCACAUCAUCUCAGCUUUGCUGAUGACGGCGAUCGGAGACAGAGAAGGUGGGAUAUGACCACCUUCAGAACCAUGUAUGAAGAAUGGAGGCAGUAUGGUGAAGCCUCAGGAUUGAUGGCGCUUACGCAGAACGAAUUCUUUGUUCGGCACAAGAAACAUCUCAAGAUAUACGAGGAGCAUCCUGACUUCGCUGUUGUAGCAAAAGAUCGAUUGCCAGCAGGCGUUGAUCACGGCGUCACCUUCACAUCCCUCACCAUCACCCCGAUCACAUAUCUAAACCGCCUCUUGGAUCGUAUAUCUACUCUAACGAGGGGCCAAGUCAAGAUCCACCGCCAUCACCUUCCCUCUCUCGAUUUCAUAUGCCAUCCAUCCACCACCGCCCUCAUCGGGCUUUUACCCCCUCACACACUGUUUGUCUGCGUCGGUCUUGGAGCAAUCACCCUCGGCGGGGUCAAAGACGAGACAGUCUAUCCCACCCGAGGUCAGAUCGUCAAGAUCAAAGCCCCUUGGAUCCGUUCUGGGUUUACUUGUCAAGUCGGGAAUCUUGCAGGUGGAGAGGGAGGGGAGCGGACGUAUGUCAUACCGAGGGCGAAUGGUGAGGUCAUCUUGGGCGGGACGAGGGAAGAAGGAGAUUGGGAACCAUAUCCGAGAGAGGUUACGAAGAAGGACAUUCUUCGGAGAGCUUUCAAACUUUGUCCGGAGCUUGCCCCGCCGCAUCUACGAGGAAAGCCUCAGCAUAACUCUUCCGAGUACCUCCCACUAGAAGAUCUCGUGCUCGACCAUCUCGUCGGUUUCAGGCCCUCGAGGAAUGGCGGGCCACGACUUGAGCAAGAGCCUGUUGAUUUCUAUAUAGGAGGGAGAUUCGUGGACGUGAUCUAUAAUUACGGGCAUGGCGGUGCUGGGUACCAGAGCUCUUGGGGGUGUGCCGAGGAGGCAGUGCAUAUAUUUGAAAAGGCGUGGGGGUAUCUUUAG
Cryptococcus amylolentus CBS 6039 is the source of this 1152-nucleotide messenger RNA. RefSeq lists its product as hypothetical. The transcript has 3 exons. Gene Ontology annotation, molecular function: FAD binding; D-amino-acid oxidase activity. The coding region runs from base 1 to 1152 and encodes 383 amino acids. The record is from RefSeq and is a predicted model, not a curated record. Lineage: Eukaryota; Fungi; Basidiomycota; Tremellomycetes; Tremellales; Cryptococcaceae.